AUGGCCGCUACACGCGAACGCAGCUUGAUCUUAGUUAAACACGAUGGUGUUCAACGAGGACUUGUAGGAGAAGUCAUCCGUCGAUUUGAAAAUCGUGGAUUCAAACUCAUUGGUCUUAAAUAUGUUCAAGCUACACGUGCUCAACUUGAAAGUCACUAUGAAGAUCAUAAAGGCAAAGAUUUCUUCGAACCACUCUUAGCUUAUGGUAGCUCAGGCCCAGCUGUUGCUAUGGUAUGGGAAGGACAUGGUAUUAUCACCGCUGGUCGAGCAAUUCUCGGAGCAACUGAUCCAAUCAAAGCCCAACCAGGUACAAUCCGCGGUGAUUAUGCUACUGCUGCUGGACGAAAUCUUGUUCAUGGCAGUGAUUCAGAAAAAGCCGCUAAACGUGAAGUUGAUCUCUGGUUCAAAGCUGAAGAACUUCUUACAUGGCACAGAGCUGGCGCCCAACAUUUACAUGAUAAAUACAGCAAUGAAUAA
Messenger RNA from Adineta steineri, 477 nucleotides. The record is from the annotation of a GenBank genome assembly. Lineage: Eukaryota; Metazoa; Rotifera; Eurotatoria; Adinetida; Adinetidae.